Morchella sextelata is the source of this 483-nucleotide messenger RNA. RefSeq lists its product as uncharacterized. Gene Ontology annotation, cellular component: nucleus; cytoplasm. The record is from RefSeq and is a predicted model, not a curated record. Gene Ontology annotation, molecular function: protein tyrosine phosphatase activity. Bases 1 to 483 code for a protein of 160 amino acids. The transcript is spliced from 2 exons. Lineage: Eukaryota; Fungi; Ascomycota; Pezizomycetes; Pezizales; Morchellaceae.
AUGUCAAGUGCUUUUCCAUCAUUGAAUAGAAUCUCCCGUGAGAGGCUCAGUGCGCUGCUCUUGGUAGAGCCAACUGAUCAGAAAGUUGUUGUUGUUGAUGUGAGAGAUUCAGAUCACAUCGGUGGUCAUAUCAAAUCCUCACGUCAUGUUCCUUCAGAAACACUAGAUUACAGUGCACCAGACCUUGCACGUCAGCUCCAAGGGGCUGAGAAGGUUGUCUUUCACUGUGCCCUCUCACAGGUUCGCGGUCCUAGUGCCGCUGUGAAAUACCUCCGUGAGCGUGAAAGAUUAUUCGGAGCAGACUCGACAAUAAGGGUUACAACUGAGAAUAUUGAUGAUGAUGGAAAGCCAAAGGAAAGAGAUGAGGAUGGAAAAGUAAAAAAACAAGAGGUCUAUGUACUCACUGGGGGUUUUGUCGAAUGGCAGGAAAAGUACAUUUACAUCAAAUCCGAGGGUUCAGAGAUAAACCAGAAUACUAAUUGA